UGAAUCUCAGAGCCAGCUGCAAUUUGAGUGUGGCCAUUCUGGGCCAUGGAUACAAGCUCUAGCGGUCUCAAAAACUGUUUAUUGACAUCGAGCUAAUAAGGUUUGUAAGCCGGGUAAAGAAACAGUGGCCGAAUUGAUCUGCUGUCACACGUGUUAACCAGUGAAUGCAUAGAGUCAAGAAGGUUAAACUUUGUGAUAAUAAAGAGGGCAUUUGGACAAGCUGUGUGACUGUGAGCAUGACGGCUGUGGACGGCCUUUCGGAUAAUGCAGAGGUGGUGGAAAUGGAGGACGUGCCAUCUCAGUUCUUUGUGGAGAAACACUCUUGGGAGGGCCUGCGAGAUAUUAUCCACUGUAGCAGGAAGUACUCAGGCAUGAUUGCCAACAAGGCUCCCCAUGACUUCCAGUUCGUGCAGAAAAAUGAUGAAAAUGGACCCCACUCCCACCGGCUCUACUACCUCGGAAUGCCUUAUGGAAGCAGAGAGAACUCAUUACUCUACUCAGAAAUCCCCAAGAAGAUUCGGAAAGAGGCCCUCUUAGUGUUGUCAUGGAAACAGAUGCUGGAUCACUUCCAGGCUACGCCGCACCAGGGGGCAUAUUCUCGAGAGGAGGAGUUGCUGAGAGAGCGUAAACGUUUGGGAGCUUUUGGUAUUACGUCCUAUGACUACCAUUCCCAGACUGGACUGUUCCUCUUCCAGGCUAGUAAUAGCCUAUUCUACUGUCAAGACGGUGGCAACAAUGGUUUCAUCCAGUCAGCUCCUGUAAAGCCUAUGGAGAUCAAGACCCAGUGCUCAGGGACCCGUAUGGACCCCAAGAUCUGCCCCGGAGAUCCAGACUUUAUAGCCUUUAUCAACAACAAUGACUUGUGGAUAGCCAACAUUAAGACAGGCGAGGAAAGGCGACUCACGUACUGCCAUAAAGGUUUAGAUAAUGUUAAGGAGGACCCCAAGUCUGCGGGUGUAGCAACUUUUGUCAUCCAGGAAGAGUUUGACCGUUUCACUGGCUACUGGUGGAGCCCCACAGCAGUAGAAGACCCUAAUGGAGGUAAAACAGUGUACCUUCUGUAUGAAGAGGUGGAUGAGACAGAGGUAGAAAUUAUUCAUGUUCCAUCUCCAGCACUUGAGGAGCGGAAAGCAGAUGCAUACAGAUAUCCUCGCACAGGUAGCAAAAAUCCCCAGUCUACACUUAAACUGGCAGAGAUCAAGACAGAUCAUCAAGGAAGAAUAGUGAGCACACACGACAAAGAACUGGUCGCCCCCUUUAACUCCUUGUUUCCUGGGACAGAAUACAUCGCCAGAGUAGGAUGGACGAGUGACGGCAAAUAUGGUUGGGCAGUGCUGUUAGACCGCAGUCAGAGGAAACUGCAACUUGUUCUACUGCCACCCGCCCUCUUCAUCCCAGUGACAGAUGAUCCAGCUCUAAGACAGGAGAGUCUGGAGGCUGUGCCCACUAACACGCAGCCUUACAUAAUCUAUGAAGAAACCACUGACGUCUGGAUAAAUGUUCACGAUAUAUUCUAUCCCUUUAUUCAAACAACAGAAGAUGAGUUUACUUUCAUUUGGGUAAAUGAGUCUAAAACAGGUUUCAGCCAUCUGUAUAAAAUCACAUCCCAGUUACAGCCAGGCUGCUACCGUUGGAUAGAGGAAUACCAGCACCUAGAGGGAGACUUUAAAUGUGCAAUCAAAGAAGAGGUUACAUUGACCUGUGGGGAAUGGGAAGUAUUGGCAAGACAUGGCUCCAAGAUCUGGGUCAAUGAGGCAACAAAGUUGGUGUAUUUCCAGGGCACCAGAGACACUCCUCUGGAGCAUCAUCUUUACGUGGUCAGCUAUGAGUCACCUGGAGAUGUGGUCAGACUAACUAAGCCUGGCUUCUCUCAUAGCUGCUCUGUUAGUCAGAACUUUGACUUUUUUGUCAGCCACUACAGCAACGUGAGUACUCCUCCCUGUGUUCACGUCUACAAGCUGACUGGCUCAGAAGGUGACCCGUUGCACAUGGUUCCUGAGUUCUGGGCCAGCAUGAUGGAAUCGCCAGGUUGUCCGGGAGAUUACAAUCCACCUGAGAUUUUUGACUUUCCGGGGAAGUCAGGCUUCCAGCUUUAUGGGAUGGUAUACAAGCCUCACAACCUGCAGUCUGGGCGGAAACACCCCACUGUUCUCUUUGUCUACGGAGGCCCACAGGUGCAGUUGGUUAACAACUCUUUUAAGGGCAUGAAAUACCUCCGCCUGAACACGCUGGCUUCUCUCGGCUAUGCUGUGGUUGUCAUUGAUGGGAGGGGUUCUUGUCAGAGGGGCCUUGAAUUUGAAGGAGCACUGAAAAACAAAAUGGGUCAAGUAGAGAUUGAAGACCAGGUGGAAGGGCUGCAGUAUGUAGCAGAGAAGUUUAACUUUGUGGACCUGAGCCGUGUUGCCAUCCAUGGCUGGUCCUAUGGAGGUUUCCUUUCUCUCAUGGGCCUCAUCCAGCGACCCAAUAUCUUUAAGCUGGCUAUUGCAGGUGCCCCAGUGACUGUGUGGAUGGCCUAUGACACAGGCUACACAGAGCGUUACAUGGAUGUGCCUGAGAACAACCAACAGGGCUACGAGGAGGGAUCUGUGGCGCUGCAUGUGGACAAGCUCCCUAGCGAGCCCAACCGUUUGCUUAUUCUCCACGGCUUUCUGGAUGAGAAUGUACACUUUUUCCACACCAAUUUUCUAGUGUCACAGAUAAUCCGGGCUGGAAAGCCCUACCAGCUUCAGGUCUACCCCAACGAGCGGCACAGUAUCCGCUGCCCUGAGUCUGGAGAGCACUACGAGAUAAUGCUGCUGCACUUUCUACAACAAUACCUCUAAAAUCAGACAACAAGGGGACAAGUGAAGUCAAAUUCCCCUCUUCCUUCUUUUACCCCUCCCAACUGUCCGCCCACCUGUAUUCUCCAUGACCUCCCCACCCCAGCCCAUUUCUAGCUGUUUACCCCGUCAGCAAGAAACACAUCAGACACCCAGCAGCCACCAGCUCCUUUCCUCCCAACCAACUAUUCGUCUUACUUCUGCAUUACAUUUCCUCCUCUCUGUCUUGUUCUGUUACUCAAUUGCUCUCCCAGUCUUCUUCACGCCCCCUUCACCCCCAUGAUGUACAGUCUGGAGAAAGGUUUACGUGCAUGACAUGUGGUGUCCCACCCAGAAAGCCGAACAAAGACUUGUGAAGAAAUGUUUGCAGGCUGUGUCAGUCUGACUCAUUGCUCACUCACAUCUUAAUUUCUACAGCCACGAUGGUUUCUACCAAACGUUAUCAAAUUGUUUGCCCGCCCUCCCAAACCUGUUUUGUUUACUCCAGUCAGAGGUAGAAGCAGUGGUUACAGUUCACAGAUAUGACAUGGAAUGUGUACACGCAUUUGCAGACUUAAACUUUUACAGUAUACAUGCAUAUGUAAAAUACAGUUCAUCUCAUACAUAAGCACAGACACUCACACCCACCCUCACAAUAGCCAUACAUACUGUGGGUCUGUACCUUGGAGUUGGUGUAAUAAUCAAGAAAGGAAGAAAAUCAAGGCUCUUCUUCUGUCUGUGUUUUUAGCGUUUGUUGUUUAAAAUGAAAUAUUUUUAUGGAUUUUUAUUCUUUUUUUUUUUUCAUGAGUGCUGAUGGAAGGCACUCAUUGAUGUUUUUGCGCCGUCUUACCCCGUCAUAUUACAUUGCUCGAGAUGUCUGCUUGCCUUCUUAACACAUAAUUUAUAUUUGCCAAAGUACCUCUUGACUCUUGAUCAUGCUGGUAUUUCCCUUUUUUACUGCAAUAAAGACAACAAGAGGGUGAGCACUGGAGUCUUACAACAGCUUUGUACCACCGAAAUACAAUUUGUACAUGAUAAUGAAUAAAUGUAUGAAUCAAUCACAA
Pelmatolapia mariae (spotted tilapia) is the source of this 3862-nucleotide messenger RNA. RefSeq names its product dipeptidyl peptidase 9-like. Gene Ontology annotation, biological process: proteolysis. The record is from RefSeq and is a predicted model, not a curated record. Bases 165 to 2822 code for a protein of 885 amino acids. The transcript has 21 exons. NCBI's taxonomy places the organism in Eukaryota, Metazoa, Chordata, Actinopteri, Cichliformes, Cichlidae. Gene Ontology annotation, molecular function: serine-type peptidase activity; dipeptidyl-peptidase activity.